AUGAUGAAAUUUCUUUUUGCAGAAUGCGAUGAAAGAAACUCUUGUGAAGCAGGGCCACCUGGCUUACCAGGACGAUCAGGUGAGGACGGUAUUCCUGGAGAAGCAGGGCCAUCAGGAGGGCCGGGACUUCCAGGAAAUGCGGCACAAGUCACCACAGACACUAUUGCUGGAUGCCGCGUUUGUCCCAACGGCCCUUCUGGAUCGCCUGGUUCAAUCGGACCGGCAGGAAGUCAAGGAUGUCAAGGAAAGACUGGUAAGUUCGGCGUAAUUGGAAAGUCUGGUAUUUCUGGAAGGCCAGGGGUUCAAGGCUUGCAUGGUUCACGUGGAACAAAAGGAGAGCCAGGUAUGAUAGGGCCACAAGGCUCUACUGGAUAUGUGGGAGAUGAAGGACGUCAGGGAAGUGUGGGUCAGAAAGGACCACUGGGUCCUUCGGGUGAAGCAGGACCCUGCGGUCGUGAAGGCCAUGCGGGAUCCGUCGGUGUGCAAGGCUCAGUAGGAUCGGAUGCGGGAUACUGUCCAUGCCCUAUAACACCACGUGUAAUUGGCUACACCCAAACGAAAAUCAUUGUAACGACAACCGAAACUCCACAUCAAGAAUCACCCUCCCCUCAAACGGAUGCACCAAACGACCAUGCGAUGCCUCCAGGUCAGGAACCGCCUACUGAAGUGCUCCCCAGUACAGGAUACAACCGCUUGUGA
Messenger RNA from Anisakis simplex (herring worm), 699 nucleotides. The record is from the annotation of a GenBank genome assembly. NCBI's taxonomy places the organism in Eukaryota, Metazoa, Nematoda, Chromadorea, Rhabditida, Anisakidae.